AUGUCCCGCUUGUAUCAGCGCUCGUACCCGGUCGUCGACGCUGUCGCGCUGGCGUGCAUUGUAGGGGCUUGGAUACUGAUAUUUGCGACCCCCUUUCAUCGCAUGUUCUCCCUCGACAAUAAAAGUAUCCAGUAUCCCUUCGCUGUCGUGGAGAGAGUUCCCGUUGUUUGGUCUAUCGUCUAUGCUGGGGUCAUUCCGUUUCUUGUCCUCCUCGCCUGGGCAGCUGUGUUCCGUCCAUAUCCUCACAAGGUCCAAGUGACCUUGCUGGGCUUCCUCAUCGCGCUUAUGCUAACGAGCCUUAUCACCGAUAUCAUAAAGAACGCCGCUGGGCGACCUCGCCCUGAUUUCAUUUCUCGCUGUUUACCAAGGAAGGGUACCCCCAAGGAUUUGUUGGUCUCAUGGACGGUGUGCACUCAAACCAACGAGCACAUCCUACAAGAAGGAUGGAGGAGUUUUCCCAGUGGCCACAGUAGCUUCUCAUUUGGUGGACUCGGUUAUAUGUCAUUAUUCCUCUCCGGUCAAAUGCACGUCUUCAGACCGAGGACCGACCUCUGUCGCUGCCUUGUGGCUUUUGUUCCGCUCCUCGGCGCUCUGUUAAUUGCCAUUUCUCGUCUGGACGACUACCGUCACGAUGUGUACGAUGUUACUUGUGGAUCGCUGCUUGGGUUGACGGUAGCUUAUUUCUCGUACCGACGAUAUUAUCCGGCCCUUCGGUCAAUCAAGUGCGACUGCCCCUAUGGCAGAGACGAUAUUAUCGGCCCAGAUGGAUUCUCCAAACUGCCUGGUGAUGAGGAACAGCAACUGCCGGGCUCAGCAUCUGUUGCGCGUCAAUGGGAUGCUCGGGAAUCCUAUCAACUUGCGGAGUCUGCAUCCUCUUAA
Messenger RNA from Aspergillus niger, 879 nucleotides. RefSeq lists its product as uncharacterized. Gene Ontology annotation, molecular function: phosphatidate phosphatase activity. The record is from RefSeq and is a predicted model, not a curated record. Lineage: Eukaryota; Fungi; Ascomycota; Eurotiomycetes; Eurotiales; Aspergillaceae. Bases 1 to 879 code for a protein of 292 amino acids. The transcript is spliced from 4 exons. Gene Ontology annotation, biological process: phospholipid metabolic process.